CGUCGUCAUCCACUUUCCAUCUGAAAGCGAUGAUGGGCUGUGUGCUUCCAUCAGUGCAGAGCUCCUAGGAAGCACAAAUCGCUGCCGUUCAACUGAGAGCCUUCCGUGUAACAACAGUGACGGACACAGGGAGCUCAUCCUAGUUCAAGCCCUCAUUUCUCCCAGCUGUGCUCAAGAUGCUGACCUGAGGCUGCCAGACACCGCAGUCACCAGCCUGGACUGUGACCCAGUGCCUCUGCAGUGCAGCCCAGCCCAAGCACAGUCCGAGUGCCCCAACAGAAGCACCUCCAUGCAGGAGCAGGUCGGCAUGAGCGAGGAGAAGCAGAGCCUCUUGGAGGGGGACUUACAAUCAGGCCUCCAGUCCCAGGCACCACACAGCAGCACUGAGAGCUCUGAGCCGCUCUCUCCAUGACCUUUCCAUCCAUCCUUUCCAUCUUUACCCGGACCUCUCACGCCCUCCUGUCUUAUAAUAAUAAAAGCACACUAGUGCUCACUCAA
Molecule: messenger RNA, 498 nt
Organism: Meleagris gallopavo (turkey)
Lineage: Eukaryota; Metazoa; Chordata; Aves; Galliformes; Phasianidae
Source: RefSeq, a predicted model, not a curated record